This is a messenger RNA of Amoebophrya sp. A25, 1326 nucleotides long. NCBI's taxonomy places the organism in Eukaryota, Dinophyceae, Syndiniales, Amoebophryaceae. The record is from the annotation of a GenBank genome assembly.
AGCAAAGAAGAAAACAUAAAAAUUUUUCCCACACCCUUGGACCCCUGCUAAGCUGUUGAGUGUCACUUCUCUACGGAUAACCUCAAAAGGUAAAAUUUGAGUUUUUAUAAAAUUUUUUGAUACCUCUCCUAGUUAGGUUGGCUCUACCACUGUUAUUAUAACUGUGAAACAGAAACUAACGUUCUUUACCGAUCCCCAUCUUCAAGUUACGUCGACCUCAGUUCUUCUCAACAAGUACUGCCACAUUCGAACCAUAACAACAAUUUCCUUCCUUCCACCACAAGCAAGAACGAUCAGAAUGAAGAUGUUAACCCAGCAGUCUUUCGGUCCUGCGACGUCGUCGACGUCGCAUUACCCGCAACAAUUUGGAGAGGAUCCACAACAACAACCAGUACUUCUAGAACUACAGCAUGAUCAACUACAAAACGCAGACGCCUUCCACCUCAUUCAAGCUCUCACGUUAGAACUACAGAAAGAGACGGCACGCGCAGAGAAAAGUGCGGCAAGACAUCAAGAGUUACUCCUGCAACUAGAACAAGCACAAGAAGACCUCACAAAUCUUAGGGCGCAACAAGAACUCAAAUUUUUGCAGGCGAAAGCGGCGUUGCAAGUCAUCCCUACGGGGUUGACACCCUCGAGUGGUCACUCGGGAAGGCUGGCUGAGAUGGGAGAAGGUGUGUUGAAUGGUGUUAUGAAGAAUAAUCAGUUUUUUAGACUAAGUUUUUACAACCUAAGGUCUUGAUAGUCGUUCUUUGACAUCAAUUUUUCAAGACGUCAACAAUCACUCUCUAAUAUUGGAGAGGAAGACGAACUACAAUCACUCUCUAAUGUUCCCUCCACCGCAACCGGCGGUGCAGCAAUGUUGGGGAUGAGCACGCGAAGAGGUGGCGGCAAGGGCAAAGAGAAGAAGGAGAGCAAUUGCGACGUCAUCCUGGAAGAAGAUGAACGCGAAUAAUGUUAAGGGUAGGUUAAAGGUGCUUUUCUUACCGCUUUUUAUGCCUCUCCUAAGAGAGAAAGGCAUAACAAGCGGGGUAAGCGAGCACCAAAAACCUACCUCUAAUAAUGUUGUGAUUUGAUUUUUUGACUUUCAGAAGUUUACAUCUUGUGCAUAGUAUCGACGAAAUGAAGCUUACUGCGACGUCUCAUCGUAGACCCUUGUUGAAGAUUCUACCCACGAUUUGAAUUUUGUUCUUUCGCCUUCAUCUCAAUGGAGGAAGAUUUUGCGAAGUUGAUCUCAGUCAGGUGAAUUUCAUCUACAAACAAGACAGACUGCUUUGCGCAGGAGCCGACUGCCGGAUAAGGGCUGGCCCUAUUGUUACACGUCAG